Messenger RNA from Tetrahymena thermophila SB210, 1842 nucleotides. Its product is annotated as fatty-acid amide hydrolase. The transcript has 6 exons. Lineage: Eukaryota; Ciliophora; Oligohymenophorea; Hymenostomatida; Tetrahymenidae. The record is from RefSeq and is a predicted model, not a curated record. Gene Ontology annotation, biological process: fatty acid catabolic process. Gene Ontology annotation, molecular function: amidase activity; fatty acid amide hydrolase activity.
AUGGAAACUCAAUAAGAAACUAUAAUUCAGAAGAUUCUCAAUUUCAAAUUCACAGUCAGACAAAGGCUGAGAUAUCAUAUAGUCAUGUUCGGUAUAGGAGCCAUUAUUAAGAUCUUUAAGAUGCUUAACAACUACAGAAAGCACAGAAAGAUUCUUAUCAAAAUAAAUUAAUAUAAUUAAGCUAGAUUAGCCAAAAUCGCAGGUUUAAAAAUAAAUCUUCCUAACUUUUCUUAGGAAAAAUUAGAAUCAAUCUUAAAUGCCUCUGUUUCAUAGCUCAAAGAGAUGCUUAAGAAGAAUGAGGUAACAAGUGAAGACUUAGUCAACAUUUUUAGUCACAGAUGUAGAGAAAUCGGAUUAAAAGAAUACUAUUGUAUUACAGAGUUUGACUAUGAAAGAGCAAUUGAAUUUGCAAAAGUUCUUGAUUAAAAAAGACUAGAAGAUCCAAAUAUUGUAGAUUCAUAGCCUCUUUAUGGAGUUCCCGUUUCAAUUAAGGAUUUCUUCGAUGUCAAAGGAAUAUCUACUUCAAUGGGUUGUGCCAAUAGACUAGAAAGAAUAUAAUAAGAUGAUGGUUUAACUGUUAAAUUAAUUAAAAUUUCAGGCGGAAUUCCUUUUGUCAAAACCAAUGUUCCUUAAUUAGGAAUGAGUUUUGAAACAAUUAAUAGAAUAUAUGGUAGAACAUUGAAUCCUUGGGAUAAAACAAGAUAUCCAGGAGGUUCUUCUGGUGGCGAAGCAGUAUGUGUAGCAACAAGAUGUUCUCCUUUAGGAGUUGGCACUGAUUUUGGUGGUUCAAUAAGAUCUCCCGCAAGUUUCAAUGGCCUUUAUGGGUUCAAGCCAACAAGUGGUAGAAUACCUUUAUAAGUAUAAUCUAUGUAUGCUCCUACCUAGCGUGGCGAAACAAUAAUUAAAACUUCAAUUGGUCCAAUCUGCAAAAACAUGGAUGACUGCAUUUUGCUUAUGGAAGCUCUUAACCAUAAAGAAUUGCUGAAUAUUAAGCUAAAUGAAGGUUUAUUGCAUUAACUCUACGUUCCAUUUGAUAAAGAAAUACUUUAUGGAAAAAAUCAACAAAAGCUAAAAAUUGGUUUUUUGAAGACUCUUGAUGAGUUUGAUGCAUCACUGGCUAACUAAAGAGCUGUUUAAAUGACAGUAGAUGGUCUCAGAGAAUAAGGACAUGAACUUGUAGAGAUUCAAAUCCCGAACAUUGAAAGAUUAAUUUACAUUUUUUAUCAACUUUGCUCCAUGGAUGGCUUAAAAGGCUAUGAACAUCAACUUGGUGAUGAAGAUUAUUUGGAAGUUUACAAGCUUAUCACUAUUCCUUUUUACUGUCCUGCAAAAUUGAAGAAGCUGAUUGAAUUAUUUUUAAAAUUAACUGGCUAAAAAAGAAAUUACAAAGCACUAAGCAUUAUGAAAUAAGAAAAUACUGCAUAAGACUACCUAAUAGUUUCUGAUGAAGUUUAAACUUUGAAAAAGCAAGUGUUAAAAUAUCUUGAAGAUCUAAACAUACAAGCUAUUAUUAUGCCUUGCUUUACUACUCCUGCAUUAAAGCAUAAUACAUCAGCUAAAAUUGGUUUAGCCACAUCUUAUCUAUACAUUUGGAAUGUACUUAAUUUCCCAGCAGGUGUUGUUCCUGUUACUGAAGUUAGAGAUGAUGAAUAGCAUUAUAAUAACACCAAAAUCAAAGAUAAAAUGACUUCGGUUAUUAAUGAAGAAAUGAAAGGAUCUGCAAAACUACCUGUAAAUGUUCAGAUAGUUACUCUCCCUAAUAAAGAUGAACUAUGCUUAAACUUAAUGAAAUAAAUUGAUGACAAAUUUUAAUUCUACAAAAAUAGAAAAUUACCUCUAUGA